This is a messenger RNA of Cladophialophora yegresii CBS 114405, 2667 nucleotides long. RefSeq lists its product as uncharacterized. The record is from RefSeq and is a predicted model, not a curated record. The transcript is spliced from 2 exons. The coding region runs from base 1 to 2667 and encodes 888 amino acids. NCBI's taxonomy places the organism in Eukaryota, Fungi, Ascomycota, Eurotiomycetes, Chaetothyriales, Herpotrichiellaceae.
AUGGCAUCUCUGGCCACGAGUUCUUAUGCGAAGAUUACAGUAACCAAGAGCAUUCGAGCGUAUCAUCUGAAGCUCAACUCGGUCCAUAUUGCCCUGGUCGACACUCCAGGGUUCGACGACACAUACAUAACUGACGCCGAGGUUUUCAAAGACCUUGCCAUAUGGCUCGCCGCUCAGUACCAGACACAGGCACAGGUAACUGCGAUUCUAUACAUGCAACCGAUCACGGCAAUGAGGAUGAGAGGCAGUGCUCUUCUCAACCUGACGACAAUGAAGAAAAUGCUGGGUGUACAGAGCUUCCCACAUCUGAUCCUGGUCACCUCAAUGUGGGAUUUAAUAGACCCAGCAACGGCAGAAAAUCGAGAAAAAGAACUUACUAAGAGCUUCUGGCACGACUUGAUUAGUGAAGGUGCUAGGGUUGCAAGGUCCUAUGGUGAUCGCGCAUCCGUCCUCCAUGUGUUGGAAACGAUCAAUGUGCAAGGUAAGGAUCUAACACUGACCAUUCAGCAAGAGCUUGUGGAUGAAAACCUACCGCUGGGGCGUACUUCUGCUGGGACGUUUCUUGGCCACGAGUUCCGGCGGCAAGCAGACAUACAUAAUGAGAGACUCCGUCAAGGGCACACAGAAAGCAGACCGGCCAUUCUUCAAGAGCCCACCUUGGAUGAUGGAUCCCAGUCGGUUACCGGAAAUCUGGCAGGGUUCCAGAAGAAUCUCAGGGAACUACAAGUGCUUGAUAGCUCCACCAUCACGGAUGCAGCAUCACUAUGGCUGGCCAAAGAUGCUGCACAACUACAAGGCUUGAUCGACGUACCGGCAGGAAGCAAGGGUGAUACAAAGGCAAGCAACAUACCAACCACGGACUACAGCUCGAUUUUCCUAGCUGGAGAUACCAUGCGACCCAAUGAUUCCCAGCAAUCGAUUUACGAAAGCCUCAGUGGCGACGAUUUUCGACUCGUCCAUCUCCGAGCUGGGCAGGGGCCGGUGCCCGUUGAGCUCUCGCUCAUUGUCGCCAAUCUCAAGCAUCCUCCUCAGUAUGCUGCACUCUCCUACGUUGUUGGACAGAACAACACCAGUGUUACAGUCAACUUCAGGCGGGAUUACCAUGUAUUCCCGAUCGUGAUAUCGGACGCCCUCGAAACUGCCUUGAGAUGUCUUCGACGUCCAUACACAGAUAUACUGCUCUGGGUCGAUGCGUUGUCCAUUAACCAAUUCGACCUGCAGGAACGAGCUCGUGAAAUCCGGAGAAUGAGUCAGCUCUUCCGAUCGGCCUCCAACGUUUGCAUCUGGCUCGGGCCAGCAAGUCCGGAAGUCAUCCACGCUCUCGACUUUAUUCCGCAGGUCCUUAACUUUGCCCAUCUUGAAGAGCUUGUUAGGGAUGUGGGCAACAAGCAAAAAUGGCUGGAACUUACGAAACUCAUGUCUCGACCAUACUUCCGACGAAGGUUCGUCGUCCAAGAAAUAUUACUCUCCCGUAAUGCCACGGUUCACUGCGGAGACCGCGCGAUUCCGUGGCACGACUUCGUGGAUGUUGCCGUGUUACUCCGAUCUAAGUGGUCUGAACUGCAACAGCAUCUGGCUUUGACUCAUGAAGACAACUUGGAAUUGGGAGACGCGCAGCUUCUGGGUGCAGCUUCCUUAAUCGAGGUUUCCCGGCUGAUCUUCCGCAAAGACACCCAGGGAAACAUCCUCCAGCGUCUAUUGGAUCUGGAAACGCUGCUUUCUCUUUUACCGACCUUCGAAGUCACUGAAUUGCUCGAUACUGUCUAUGCCAUCAUUGACCUUGCCAAAGACGGUCUCGGGUCCCAAACACUGCGAGUGGACUAUGGAUUGCAGCCUGAGGAAUUGUUUCAGGACGUAACAAAAUUGGUGAUAGAGUCAUCCAAUUCUCUCGACAUUAUAUGCAGGCCGUGGGCGCCAAAGUGUGGGGUCCCGUCGUGGAUACCUACCAUCACCAAGUACACAUUCAGACGACGUGCGGCCAACUUCCAGUAUGAUCGACAACAGGGGGUGUCGCUGGUGGGAAUGCCACAAUCACGGCCAUAUCGCGCUUGCGGGGAAACCACGCCUCAAGCCCACGUCAGUUUCCGAAUAGAAGGCAUCCAGCGGAUAUUGACUGCCUCAGGUAUCCGUCUGGGUGCGGUCGGGGAACUCGGUCAGAGGUCAAUGAACGGAAGUCUCCCAAGAGAGUGGCUGGACAUAGGUGGGUGGAAAGAUAUCAAAGACCCUGUGCCCGGCCCAUUCUGGCGAACGCUAGUCGCAGAUCGCAGCUCCGAGGGGAAAGCCGUGCCGGAAUGGUAUGAAAGAGCCUGCCAGUUUGCCUUCCGACAAAGUACCAGGGAUGACAUCGACACCAGUUCCCUCCUGAAGACCCUCAAAUCUACUCACGUCCAUGAAUUCCUGAAUCGUGUCCAAGAGGUCGUUUGGGGCCGGACUUUGGCGGCCAUCGACGUGAAGGAUGAGGACCGUGUUUGCCUCGGCUUGUGUCCGCCUGACACAAAAUGGGACGAUGUCAUUGCCAUCCUCUAUGGAUGUAGUGUUCCUGUUGUUCUUCGAAAGGUGCGGUCGUACUUCAAGCUCAUCGGCGAAUGUUUUGUCUAUGGCAUGAUGGACGGCGAGGCGUUCAUUGGGGGCACCGGCAGUGCGACGGAGGCGUUUGCUCUAAUCUGA